Messenger RNA from Knipowitschia caucasica, 843 nucleotides. Lineage: Eukaryota; Metazoa; Chordata; Actinopteri; Gobiiformes; Gobiidae. The record is from the annotation of a GenBank genome assembly.
AUGUCUGGAAGCGAUAAAUCCAAGUCUCAGACCGACGGAAAGGCCGGUCAGAAGGGAAUGUCCGACUUCGGCAUGAUGUCCUACAAGAUGUGCGUGUACGACCAGGAGAACUUCCAGGGCCGCUGCACCGAGAUCAUGAACGAGUGCAUGAACGUGUGCGACUUUGGCAUGGACAGGGUGCGCUCUCUGAAGGUUUUCUGUGGUCCUUUCGUGGGCUUCGAGCAGAUGAACUUCUGUGGAGAGAUGUACAUCCUGGAGAAGGGAGAGUACCCCCGCUGGGACUCUUGGAGCAACUGUCAGAGGAACGACUACCUCCUCUCCUUCAGGCCCGUCCGCAUGGACCCAGAGAAGCACAAGAUCUGCCUGUAUGAGGUGGGCGACUACAAGGGCCGCAAGAUGGAGAUCAUGGACGAUGACGUGCCCAGUCUGUUCUCCUACGGAUUCACCGACCGCGUGGGCAGCGUCAUGGUCAGCUGUGGCACAGUCCUCAAAGGGGGGGGGCUGUGUCUAAAUGUCUUUGAUUACUUCAUUUGUGCGGCGCACGCUCCCAGCUGGGGGAGGCGGCCCCCUGCGGAGCGCCGUGUGAUGAGGCAGAAACAGAUCGAUAUUAGGGCUGUUUGUCUUACAGCGUUGAUCCUGGUGGAACUUACAGCAGUGGUGUUCGGGAGCUGGGUGGGGUAUCAGUUCCCUGGAUACCGUGGCAGCCAGUACCUGUUCGAGAAGGGCGAAUACAGACACUUCAAUGAGUUCGGAGCCCGUUGCCCACAGAUGCAGUCCAUGAGGCGGAUUCGCGACAUGCAGUGGCACCCUCACGGCUGCUACACCAUGGCCGCCAAUAACUGA